CCAGUCACUGUACAAAGACGCUCAGAUGACGGAAGCUACCAUCGCAACGACUGCAACCGGAUCUACAAAUCUCGGACGAGUUUUCACAUGAGACGACAAGACAAAACAUUGAACUAAGAACAUUUUGUAGCUGUGUCUUGCCGAACUUUCAUUCGUCAAAACGCAAGAGUCCAACAACAACAACAGUCUAGAAAGCAGUAUAUUUUUGGACCGGUUCGGCGAAGACUCGGGAACAGAAGACCAAUUGAAAAGCUGUCCUAUGAUUUCAUAAAUUCUGGAGUUUUAAAUCGUGGGUAAUUAUUUACAUGCUACACCGCCUGAUUCGUUCACCGGUAUCGACAAGCAGCGAUGAAUAAAAAUAAGCGUCUCGAGAAAGAGAAAGCCACUCAGGCAUAUGCAGCUCUUGGAAUUGGUUUGAUCUGUGUGUUUUUUGGUAUUCCGCUUUGGUGGAAGACAACUGAGGUAUACAGAGUACCGUUACCUUAUGAUGAAAUUGAAGCACUGACCGAUACCAAGCAUUAUUGGAUGCCAGCUGCCAAAACUAGCCUGUCACUGGUUCAUAUAUUCUCAGUGGCAAGGGUGUCAAAUAUUAACAGUGCUGGUGCUAUAUUAUCUGAAUACAUUGUUUCUCUGCAACAAGCAACAGAAGUGCAAAAAACCGUCUUAGAAUCAGCACAGACUAUCAGAGAUGCUGACAGCAAGUUAGGAGAAGUUCUGUUUACACAAUCUUCAGGAUAUCAUGUAAUUUUGCUACCUGAUGACCAUCCGCUGAAAGAGAACACACCUUACCUAGGACAGUUCAAUGUCAUCUUUGUUUGUUCAAUACCAAAAGAUGUUGUAGGGUCAAGUGCUAAGAUAGCCAGAUUGUUCCACAAUGUUCUUAGUCGCCAUCAUCCACUUGAAAGACUCUACGAGGCUAGUGCCGGUCUUAAGCAACUCAAGCCUGACAAAGAAAGCAUGCGAUCACUGCGGUUUCACACCCAUUAUGACAUUACAUUCACACUAUUCAGUCGACAACCAGAUAUCAUUGAUGCUCGAUGGGACAUGGAGGAAGGUGUUCGCUUGUACCUGCAACCCCUGUUGGACAAGCUAAAGGAUUAUGUGGAUAUCAAAGUAAAAUCUCAGACAUUAUUCUAUCCUGGGUUUUACAUAAGACCUCAUAAAGAUUAUGAUACUGGAGAACAUUUUCUAGAUCUGCAGAACCUUCCUCACAUGAUAAAUCCAUUAGAAACCAAACUUGGUUUUCAAGCUUCCAACAAUCCCAAUUUAAAUUUCAUUGUUUAUGUACCAACGCGAGACCAGAGCCCGAUGUACAUCAGAAACAACAAAGGGGAACGAGAACGAAGCAAUUCCUUCUUGAGUCCACGUUGGGGUGGCAUCCAUAUUUAUAACACACCAUCUCCUGGCCCAAAUGAUACCCUCCCUAUGCGAGUCAAUAUUGAUCUGCAUCAAGUUAUGCAGAUAUUUCUGACUCAAAUUCGAAUGCUUCUUAAUCUCCAGGUUCGCAGUUCAAAUGUUACUUUUUCUCCUAUUGGUUCUGCUGGGGUCACCGAAUGGGAGCUUGCUGGUUGGUUACGAUCUCGAGCUGUUGAAAAUAUUGUGAGUUCUACAUCAACUCUACAGUCACUAGCCAAACUACUUGGUGAGAUCAGUAAUAUUGUAAUUAAGGAUGCCAUUGGAGAAGAGGUAAAAUUGGCAGUGUCAUCUAUUGAAGAAAGUAUUAAACUCUUAGCGGAAGGCAAAGAUGACAAAGCGUUUUUUGCCUCCAAAAAAGCUGUGAUAUCAUCAGAGAAGGCCUUCUUUGACCAGUCACUCUUGGAAUUACUCUAUUUUCCUGAAGAUCAAAAGUUUGCCAUUUACAUUCCACUGUUCCUGCCAGUUAGUAUACCAGUCAUUAUUUCCACAUUCCACGCCAUUAGAUGGAUGAAGCGCAAAUGGAGUGGGAAAUUAGGUGAGAAAAAGAAAGCCGAGUGAGUUGUGCUGAAAUCCUUCUAACGAAUGUAAACCAAUUAAAUUAUUAACACCAACCCAUGUACAUACUUAAUGAACAAAUUCAAAUGACUUCAUAUGAAUUCUCGAUUGUCUCUCACUAUCGACUGAUAUAACGUUCUGAGUGAUGGAGGUGCUGUUUGUUGGGAGACAAGUGGUUAAAAAGACCAAAAAAACUCCCCCUGAAUAAAAAUGAAUAAAAAACAAAAAAAAAACACUAAUGAAUAAAUUCUCUUAAAAAA
Molecule: messenger RNA, 2231 nt
Organism: Octopus bimaculoides (California two-spot octopus)
Lineage: Eukaryota; Metazoa; Mollusca; Cephalopoda; Octopoda; Octopodidae
Product: GPI-anchor transamidase component PIGS
Biological process (GO): attachment of GPI anchor to protein
Cellular component (GO): GPI-anchor transamidase complex
Source: RefSeq, a predicted model, not a curated record